This is a messenger RNA of Colletotrichum costaricense, 312 nucleotides long. RefSeq lists its product as uncharacterized. The record is from RefSeq and is a predicted model, not a curated record. The transcript has a single exon. The annotation marks the transcript as partial. Lineage: Eukaryota; Fungi; Ascomycota; Sordariomycetes; Glomerellales; Glomerellaceae.
GGCAUCCGGGGCGAGACGUUUACUUAUACCAUUCUGGAGUUUGAUGUUUGUCUGUCUUCCUUCCCUUGCGAGAACAUAAUCUUGCUCUGUAUCCCGUUGUUUUGCCCAUAUGCACUGCCGUUCUACACGCAGAACGGCAUGCACCCCGCGUGGAGGACCUACCGAGAAAGCCACGCUCGACGCUUGUCAAAGCCGCCGGUCUACGCCGCGACGGCCGUACGGGCCAGAUUCUCACAAGCGUCUCGCGGCAGUGGCUUUCGGUGGCUUGAUGGGGCUCUUUGGAUGGGUUGGUUUCCCGGUUCGCCGGAAUAG